Molecule: messenger RNA, 2370 nt
Organism: Anopheles moucheti
Lineage: Eukaryota; Metazoa; Arthropoda; Insecta; Diptera; Culicidae
Gene: Inos
Product: inositol-3-phosphate synthase
Exons: 4
Coding region: 196-1890 (564 amino acids)
Biological process (GO): inositol biosynthetic process; phospholipid biosynthetic process
Cellular component (GO): cytoplasm
Molecular function (GO): inositol-3-phosphate synthase activity
Source: RefSeq, a predicted model, not a curated record
UCGCCGGCAGGAUCAAAUCACCGUCACCGCCGCAUUACCUGGGCACAACCGCAACACCGAAAACAGGCAGGCAUCACAAAUCCUACUCACCAGUGCAUUUUAUCCCGUGCGUUGCUUUUGUCACGUUGCUAAGUGAUUUUGUGACCGGUGUGGCAAACAGGCUGCAGAAACGGAUACAUCAGCGCAUUAUCAAGCAUGGCAUCAUCCUCACAGCUGAAGGUUCUUUCGCCGAGCGUCCACUAUACGGACGAACAUAUUGAAGUGGACUACCAGUAUCAAACGACAACGGUGGUUAGCAGCGGCCCAAGCGGAUACACGGUGAAACCUGAAACUACGGAGUUGAACAUCCGCACCGGGCGCAAUGUGCCGCGGAUGGGGUUGAUGCUGGUCGGCUGGGGUGGCAACAAUGGUUCGACGUUAACCGCCGCCCUGGAGGCAAACAAACGCAGCCUGGAAUGGCGUACCCGGCACGGCACCCAGAAGGCCAACUGGUACGGUUCGAUCACACAGUCGUCCACGGUGCUGCUCGGUUCCGAUGCGACCGGCCAGGAUGUGUACAUUCCGAUGAACGAGCUCGUGCCGAUGGUGAACCCGAACGAUAUCGUUGUCGAUGGGUGGGACAUCAGCUCGUUGCACAUUGGCGAUGCGAUGAAGCGAGCGCAGGUGCUCGAGGUGGAACUGCAGGAUCAGGUGUACAAACGGUUGUCGCAGCUGCGCCCACGGCCAUCGAUCUACGAUCCGGAUUUUAUUGCCGCCAACCAGGCGGAGCGUGCAGAUAACACGAUUCAGGGCACACGCUACGAGCAGUACCAGCAGAUCGUGAAGGAUAUCCGCGAGUUUAAGCAGCAGUCCGGCGUGGACAAGGUGGUCAUUCUAUGGACGGCCAAUACGGAGCGGUUUGCUGAGGUGAAGGAAGGCCUGAACACCACCAUGGCUGAUUUGGAGCGUUCGCUGAAGCAGAACCACACGGAGAUCUCUCCUUCGACGAUCUUCGCCAUGGCCGCCAUCGCGGAGAAUUGUAUCUAUAUCAACGGAUCCCCACAAAACACGUUUGUGCCCGGUGUGAUCGAGAUGGCGGAGCACUAUGGGGCAUUUAUCGCUGGUGAUGAUUUUAAAUCGGGACAAACGAAGCUAAAAUCCGUGCUGGUAGAUUUUCUCGUAUCGGCCGGCAUCAAGCCCGUCUCGAUCGUCAGUUAUAAUCAUCUGGGUAACAACGAUGGCAAGAAUCUCUCGGCCCCGCAGCAGUUCCGCUCGAAGGAGAUCUCCAAGAGCAACGUGGUGGACGAUAUGGUUGCAUCCAAUCACAUUCUGUACGGUGCGGACGAGCAUCCGGAUCACUGCGUCGUGAUCAAGUACGUGCCGUACGUUGGCGAUAGCAAGCGUGCGAUGGACGAGUACACGAGCCAGAUCAUGCUCGGUGGUCACAACACGCUGGUCAUUCAUAACACCUGCGAGGAUUCGCUUCUGGCCACACCGCUCAUUCUCGAUUUGGCCAUUUUGGGCGAGCUCUGUUCGCGCAUUCAGAUUCGCCGCAAGGAGCCGGCGGGUGGAGAGUUUGUCCCGUUCCGGUCGGUACUUUCGCUGCUGAGCUAUCUGUGCAAGGCACCGUUGGUACCGCAGGGCACACCGGUCGUUAAUUCGCUCUUCCGUCAGCGGACGGCAAUCGAGAAUAUUUUGCGCGCCUGUGUCGGUCUGCCACCGUUGAGUCAUAUGACGCUGGAGCACCGUUUUGAUUUGCCGAUCGGCGAGCGCCAGUCGGAGGGUGGUCAACACAUUGCCAAGAAGGCACGCGUUAAUGGUGCGACACCGUUUGCGAACGGUAGCAGCGAGAAAUGUAACGGUGUGCAUAAUGGAGAUGCUCAUUCCUCGGAGAAAGUUAGCAGUCACUAAUAUUGAGUUGAUGAAUGAUUUUCGGUUGGACACUCCCAUGCACCGUGCCUGCAUGGAUAUGUCUUUAAUUCCCACCCUACGAUCCAAUGGUUUCCCCCGUAACAAGAACCCGGUAUUGAAUUGAUCUAUGCAUGCAUGGUAUAGAGCUUCUAAUGAAUUAACGAUCGUGUAUUCGCUUUUAGAAGACAUUAUGUUUCACUGAUGCUAUUCUCACAUUUUUUUUCGGCCUUGAAGCAAGUAUUGUAUUGACCAUACUUCCGAAACGGGACUGUCUUGUAAUGUUAAAGGCAUAGAACUGAACACAGGCAGCAAAUAACGACAACAAACAGACAAACGAAAAGGAUACAAAAUUCUUAUAGAACAGUAAUUACCCUGUUCCCUUUUCCCGGAUGUUUAUCCAGUUUAGUGUUAAGGAUUCGUAAACAUAUAUACAAUGUAAGCGUUUAUGGAAAAAGAAUAAAACUACACGUUAGAAUGUGA